CUGUACCCCAAGCCCUAUUCAGGUAUGGACAUUAACAUGCAGACGGGAAACGGCGAAGACUUAAUGACACUGGAGCAAGAAAUUACUGAACUUCAGCGUGAAAAUGCAAGAGUGGAAUCACAGAUGAUGCGUCUGAAAUCGGACAUAAACGCUAUGGAAUCACACUUGAGCCAUGGAGAAAGGGAGAAUCAGCUCAUCAUUCAUCGCAACAGCAAUCUGAACGAAUAUUACGAGAGUCUUCGGAACAAUGUGAUCACGUUGCUGGAGCAUGUCAAGAUACCGGGAGGAGGUACGGUGCCUGUGUCAGCUGCCCCGGGGACUCCCGGAGCUGCUCCUCCAACUGGCCCCGGUGAUAAACCGGCCCACGAUAACUUCGACUCUUACCUCACCAAGCUACAGACCCUAUGCUCUCCAGAAGGAUACUGCCCCGAUGAGAACCGACCGAUCUAUGAGACCGUUAAAAACGCGCUCCAAGACUUCACAGUGCUACCCACGCCGAUAUAA
Danaus chrysippus (African queen) is the source of this 504-nucleotide messenger RNA. Lineage: Eukaryota; Metazoa; Arthropoda; Insecta; Lepidoptera; Nymphalidae. The record is from the annotation of a GenBank genome assembly.